Molecule: messenger RNA, 663 nt
Organism: Thlaspi arvense
Lineage: Eukaryota; Viridiplantae; Streptophyta; Magnoliopsida; Brassicales; Brassicaceae
Source: the annotation of a GenBank genome assembly
AUGGCGAAGCGAUCAAGGGUUAUCACCAUGUCUCCUCUCAUUCUCAACCACGAAGACGAUCUCGAAAUCGAUCUUGAUCUCUGGGAAGUCGUUAACCCCUCAGACGGCGAGUACUCUGACGAUUCCUUCUCCGUCGAUAGUCUUUCCGAUGAUGACGUCAUAUCCUUGGACGACGAUUCCUUCAUCUCACCGUCUGUCAGUUCUCCGCCGCCACAGACGGUCCCUGUGGAUGCCGGUGGUGAACUCGCUGCGGAUCUGGACCUCGACGGUCAUGUCGAUGGCGAUGGCGAUGGCGAUCGCGAUCUUGAUGAUGUAAUUCGCGAUGAAGUUGUUGACAACGACCUUGGAUGGGCUCAACAGCGGAUGGUGUUGCUCCGUGGAGGCACUUAUCGUUACUCUGUUGGUAUUACGUACGGAAAUUGUGUCAAUCGCUAUGGGUGUAAUGAUGACGGCGAGGAAGAUCGCGGCGGUGAUGAUAGUGAGUACGACGAUUCCUAUGAUCUAGAGGAGGAGCUGGUGCCGCGGAGCGUUUGUAAAAAGCUGGGGAGGCAGAGGAUGAGGAAACUGGGGAAGAGAGCAAUCGCGAAGACGUCUCCGUAUUCCCACUUGAAACAUGGCUGCGUUCGCGGUAAGUAUGGCCUCGGCAUGAAGUUCAAGUGCUGA